Molecule: messenger RNA, 1400 nt
Organism: Aspergillus pseudonomiae
Lineage: Eukaryota; Fungi; Ascomycota; Eurotiomycetes; Eurotiales; Aspergillaceae
Product: alpha/beta hydrolase
Exons: 1
Coding region: 137-985 (282 amino acids)
Cellular component (GO): cytoplasm; nucleus
Source: RefSeq, a predicted model, not a curated record
CUCAUUCCCCGAUCAGAUCAUCUCAUCAUCCCAACGAAUCCUCCAACAGCCCCUCCAAUCCGAACCCUCCUCAACCCAUUCCGACAAAUAACCAAAAGAGAGAAGGGGAACCAAAACCUACCAAAAACAAGCCAAAAUGUCCAAACAACCCCUCAAACUCCUCAUGCUACACGGCUACACGCAAUCCGGGCCGCUCUUCCACGCCAAAAGCCGCGCCCUAAUCAAGCACCUCACGAAAGCCUUCCCCCUACACGACGUCACAGCCACCUACCCGACGGGUCCCCUGCGCCUCAACCCGGCCGACAUCCCCGGCUAUGAGCCCACGCAAGAAACCCCCGCCGAGCCCCUCGAAGCCUACGGCUGGUUCCGGCGCUCCAACACUGCGUCGCCGCCCGAAUACCUGGGGCUCGAGGACGGGCUUGCGGCCGUCGCAAAAGUCAUGUCCGAGGAGGGCCCCUUCGACGGCGUGAUCGGGUUCUCGCAGGGUGCCGCCAUGGCCGCCAUGGUGGUUUCGUUGCUCGAGCCGGGCCGGAAGGAGGCGUUCGAGAGGUUUUUGGAUGCCAGUGUUGCGUCGGAGGGGAAGGCCGAGGCUGAUGCGGUUGUCUCGGGGGUGCCGUUUCCGAAGGCGUUUGAGGGCUUGAGUCACCCGCCUUUCAAGUUUGCGCUGUGUUAUAGUGGGUUCCGCUCGCCUGGCGCCCGGUAUCGUGGGUUUUACGAGAGUCCGGCGUUGCAGACGCCGAUUUUGCAUGUCUUGGGGUCGUUGGAUGCGGUUGUGGAGGAGUCGAGGAGCAAGGCGCUGGUGGAGGCUUGUGCGGGAGAUCCGGAGAAGGAGGGGAAGGUUGUUUGGCAUCCAGGUGGUCAUUUCUUGCCGAGUCAGAGGCCGUAUUUGGAUGCUGCGGUGCGGUUUAUUAGGGAGCAGUUGGAGGGUGGUAACAAGAAGGAUGCCGAAGAGGAGGAUGUGAAUGAUAUGGACUUGCCCUUUUAGAUUAUAGAUCUAGACUUAGAGUGUUUUGCUUUGUCUUCCUCUAUAGACGCCCAUGGAGAUUGUCUGAUGAUAUACGAUUAGCUUGGGGAAAUGGCAUGGCAAUCGCCGGCGCAGCAUCAUGUAUAUAGCAUGCAAAAGCAUUAAUCCAUUUCUAGAUAGUGUCUCGUAAUUUUACACGCCGUGAAACCAGCGCCAUUGCAUAAUCGCUGACCACUUUCUAAACCAACCCGCUUAACGGGCCUUGCCCUUCUCCCGAGUGGGGAGGAUACGGGCCAUCAUCUCUUCCUUGGUGAUCAAGUGAUCAAUGCGCUCCAAGAGCCCCAAGAGGCUCUUCAUGUCGCUACUCCAUUCGUUCAACACGUCAUCAGCAUCGCGCGGCUUGGCGAAGUUGAUCAGCCGCGCGGGACGGUCGAUC